ACCACAUAUAGAACCUCGACUUCACAGAUCGGUGUUUCACUUCCCAAGCUCUCUCUCAAUUCCGAUUUCUUCUUCGAUACUCUCUUGAGCCAAGCAUAACAAAAAUUAAUCGAUGGCUUCUCCUUCCACCCCUAUCACGUUCUUCGUUUUGCUUCUUCUUGGGACAGCCUCAGCUCAGCUGUCGAGUACCUUCUAUGACAAAACAUGCCCUAAGGCCCUCUCGACUAUCCAGUCAGCGGUGAAGUCCGCUGUCUCGAAAGAGGCCCGGAUGGGAGCCUCUCUGCUUCGCCUUCAUUUUCAUGACUGCUUUGUUAAUGGAUGUGAUGCAUCGGUGCUGUUGGAUGACACGGCGAACUUCACUGGAGAAAAGACCGCUGGGCCGAACGUCAACUCCUUGAGGGGAUUUGAUGUUAUCGACACUAUCAAGACGCAGGUCGAGAACGUGUGCCCUGGGAUAGUCUCCUGUGCCGAUAUCCUAACAGUGGCUGCCAGAGACUCUGUUGUCGCAUUAGGAGGACCGACCUGGACUGUUCCACUGGGAAGAAGAGACUCAACCACGGCCAGUCUGAGCACAGCCAACAGUGAUAUUCCGGCCCCGACAUUGAGCCUUAGCGGGCUUAUCUCUGCCUUUUCCAAUAAAGGACUCAGUGCCAAAGAAAUGGUUGCACUCUCAGGGGGACACACGAUCGGGCAAGCUCGGUGCACGACCUUCAGGAAUCGGCUGUACAAUGAAAACAACAUCAAUGCCUCAUUUGCCACAUCCUUGAAGAGCAAAUGCCCGAGCUCCGGGGGAGACAACAACCUGUCCCCGCUCGAUGCCACCAGCCCGACGGCCUUCGACAAUGCCUACUUUAAGAACCUCCAGGUCCAGAAAGGGCUGCUCCACUCCGACCAGGAGCUCUUCAACGGCGGAUCCACCGACUCUCAGGUCAACACCUACAGUUCCAACCCGAGCACGUUCAGUUCUGACUUCGCAAAAGCGAUGGUGAAGAUGGGCAACAUCAGCCCCCUCACCGGCAGCAACGGCCAAAUCAGGAAGAACUGCCGAAAGGUCAAUUAAUUGACAAGAGAUCAUAGUCGUCGGCGCUUCAACAAUUGCGUGGACGGUCGUUCCAUUAUUAGUAUUUCUCCUGUUUCGUUCUUAGGUAUGAUGAUAAAGUUUUUCUUUCUAUUUUGUUCCUUCGGGUUAAAGAAAUACAAGGCCUUGGCCGAGUAGGGGUUUGGUUUUGAAUUUGCAAUUGUACCAUUUGAUGAAAUUUCAAUAAUGGAGUGAAAUUUCCAUCUAA
This is a messenger RNA of Punica granatum (pomegranate), 1286 nucleotides long. Lineage: Eukaryota; Viridiplantae; Streptophyta; Magnoliopsida; Myrtales; Lythraceae. The record is from RefSeq and is a predicted model, not a curated record.